Molecule: messenger RNA, 1733 nt
Organism: Vombatus ursinus (common wombat)
Lineage: Eukaryota; Metazoa; Chordata; Mammalia; Diprotodontia; Vombatidae
Gene: TMEM200B
Product: transmembrane protein 200B
Exons: 2
Coding region: 66-992 (308 amino acids)
Source: RefSeq, a predicted model, not a curated record
GGAACAGGGCAACCGGGCCCGAGCGGGAGGAGCCCGCCUGACCAGAGCGCCCUGACUACGGGACGAUGACGGCGGGGAGCCCCGGAGCCCGCGGGGAGGCACAGAGCCCAGAGUCCCCCGGUCUGCCUUCGGCCCCAGCCCGAGCCCUCCGCCGCCUGGGCCGCCGCCGGCGCCUGAGCCGCCGCCGCUGCUCCCAGCCCGAGCUGCUAGGGCUACGGGCUCGGCUGCGGCUGCGCUCGCCGUCGGGGGCCUUCGCGGCACUGGGGGCGCUCGUGGUGCUGGUAGGCAUGGCUGUGGCCGUGGCGGGUUACUGGCCCCACCGCGCGGGGACGCCGGGGGCCCGGGCGGCCAACAUCUCGGCGCCGGCGGAGAUGCGACGGUCGGGCCGUCUCCCGGGCCCCUCCGAGAAGCUCAGGCUCCUGGGACCUGUGGUCAUGGGCGUGGGCCUGUUCAUCUUCAUCUGCGCCAACACGCUACUCUACGAAAAUCGCGACUUGGAGACCCGACGGCUCCGCCAAGGGGCACUUAGGGCACAGGCACUGCGACCCCCCGACAGCCCUGCCUGGGACAGCGGCAUCAGGACUGCCUUACCGCCUGGAGGGGGCUGGCAGCCCGAGAGAAGAGACUUCUCGCCCCGUCGGGGCGCUUCCCCAGUCCCGUCCGUGCGGAGCCUGCGUUCGGAGCCCCCGAGCCUCCGCCCGGCCCUGCCCGCCCCGCCGCUCACCAGGUGGUCACUGAGAGCCCCAGGGCCGCGGGGGGAGCCCUCCCCACCCUGGAGCCCGCGGGGCAGGCUGGGACACGUGGUCAUCGCCGUGCAGCCGCAGGUUCUUGCAGGGCACUCCAAAUCUCUGGACUUGGGGCGAGGAGGGGUGCUGCUUGGAACCCCGCCCGGCCGCGAUCGCACACAUCGCAGCUGGCCCCGCCUGGACCUGCUCAGCCUGGGCGGGUAUACCAAACUGGACGGCGGUGGGGACUUAGGGGCCCGAGUCUGAAGAGCUCCAGGCACAUGCUUCUAAAAGACUGCAGUGUGUGCACAACGUGGUGAGAGUAGGACAGAGGCGUCCGGAUGCCAUCACAGAGCAUCUUCCAGACACCGGAGUCAGCAUCUAUACCUUGAGCUCGUCCCGGGGCUUCCAUCGAACGAUCGAUCGUUGUUCUCCUCGCCCCAGUCUCUACUGGAUCUGACUCGGAGAGGAGAGAGUCCGAAGCCAAACCAGUUCUUCCUGCUCCGGGCCUGUAGCAAUACCUGGAGGAUGAAUUUCGGGAACGGGCCUGGAUUUGACAAGUUAUUUCUCUUGGCCCCAGCCCUCCACUGACCUUUGAUCUGCGAAGCUGCCUUCCCAAGCCACCCAGAGAGCCCUGUGAUGACAUUUGAACGAGGGUGGGGGGACGGGGACCGGGAGAAUGGAUAAAAUGCACUGCAGUUCAGUGGUUAUUCCUGGGACCGAGGAGUCCAUAAGUUGAGUUUGGGUGCCUCCUGCCUCUAUCUUUGCAGACGAUUGAUGUGCUUUGGGGAAAUAGGCCCAGUGCAAAGUCCCCAAGUCGUUUCCUGAGGUUACCCACCCCACCCCACCUCCAGUUUAUUCCUCUAGGACUGCAAUAGUACCACAGGCCCCAGUCCCCCCCACCCUUAAGGAAGCACCACCGCAGCUGCACAGGGGCCUAGUUCCAGUUGGCCUGGGAUAGUGGCUGAUUCUCAGAAAGCCUUUACCACUCACUUGGAAGCUGUCUUC